UCCGAUGAAAUCUGGAGACUUUUUGUUGACGACAAUGAUCUAUUUUUAUGCUGACCACCGUGAUCAUCAAGACCAUUUGAGCUUUUUAUGUUGACCACCAGAUAUUAAGUUAAAGUGAAAGUACAAAAAUGUAGGAGUGUUAUUGAACCCCGUAUAUUUCGACCCCCAAUAGACGCCACAUUCGGCCGCAUCGCUAUACAAGCUAGCUCAACAAUCACCACGUCAGAUACAUGUUUGUAAGGAUAGUCAAAUGAAGAAAUGGCACAUUACAGAGACAAUUUUACAACAACGCUUAUGCAGAAAAUUGACGGAGAGCUCAUCUGUGGGGUCUGCUUAGAGUUUUUUACGACCCCAAUACUGCUUCCAUGUGGCCACAACUUCUGUAAGGCUUGUAUAUUGAGUAUCGUACAAACCGGGAGAUUCAAUUAUCUGUCCCUGGGUCCAUCCAAUUCCUUCAACUGCCCAGUAUGCCAAGCACGAACAAGCAACAGUCCAGGACAUCUGGAUCAUCUGCCGAUCAACAGGGCACUGGAAAGCAUUGCUCAGUUGUACAAGGAGAGUUCACCAGUGGACAUCUUUGACUCGGCCUGGCAGGCAGAUCUUGCCUUGAAGCCUGGACAGUGUGAGGACCACAAGCUGCCCUGCGACCAGUUUUGUGACAGCUGUAUCGAGGUGGCCUGUCGCAUGUGCGUGAAGGCCAAACACUCCGCGAGGGCAGGCAAACAUCGGGUGGAACCACUGGCCAGUGUCACACAUUCAUACCAGCUUGAGAUAUGUGAGACACUUUCGGAGCUGAAGAAGAAGCUGCUGGUCAUCAAUGACAAGAUGGGAGUGCUGGAGGAGGUCAUCAGUGGUAUACAGGCAAAUGAAGAGCAAAUGUGUAAGCAGCUGGGUGACAGUGUAGCUACAAUGGUAGCCAAGUUGAAGUCCCACCAGACCCAGUUGGAGAAUGAGGUGCGACGUUCAAGCGAGGACCUCCAGAGGCCCGUCCAUGCGGAGCUUACCAAAUGUCGGGGCCUCAAAACACACACCAGCCAGCUCAUGAAGAAACUAUCAGAUAUCAGGAGAGACAGGCACAGGAAGGAUGUUGCUUUUACAUUGCAGUUGAUGAGAACCACAUGUCAGGAGUUGAACACCUUUUCCUAUCAGGACAUAGACUGGUACCUGAGGAAUGAGGCCAUUCCAGAGGUGAAUGUGCCCAUGUGGGAUAUAGACCUGCGGGGCCUCACAGCUGCCAUAGACCAGCUUACCUGGAAGGAUAGAUACAGUGGUACAUAUGGAAAGGACAUGCAUGAUGUCAGUACACAAACUGUAGCUUCGAAUAACCCAACCCUGAAUGUAAGUUAUCACGUCACUCCUCCCCAUCCAAACAGUGCCGAUGUUACCAAGGCCCCUGAACAAGUGUGGGACGAGAUAGAUGGAGACUUUGUGCCUAGAGCUUCAAGAAUGUCAGAGCAACCGGAGACUCAGCUUGGUAAAAAAACUGGAAAAAAUAGGGACAGUGUUAGUCCAAAAGUAAGUGCUAGAAAGAAGGAUUUAAGGAAUCGAACACAUAGUAAUGACUCGGAACUUCAUGAAAGAAGUAGAAAAAAGAGCAAAGAAAGAAAAAAAGAAAGGUGUGAUUCCGGGCAAACUGAAGCAUUUUCAAGGUCUUCCAGUACUACUAGCCUACCUGUGGCAGAAGGGUUGAGGGUCCCUGUGCAUUCUGGGUUAGAACAUAAAAUAAAUCUGGAUGAAGAAGUGCUUAGUAAAUCCCUUGAUGCUGGUGGUUUUCAUGAGACUCCAAAAUCUAGCAAUGCCGAGGCCCUUGCCAAGUUUUUGGCCCGGAGAAAAACUUUGUCCCCAUCUGCAUCAUCCCCCGUUUUCACAUCUUCCAUGUCAGAUCGAAGUAUAAGCUCACCAAGUAUAGCUGAGUGCGAUACUGGCAGGGAUAAUGAAUUGGCUACUGGUGUUGAUUGGCGAAUAGAUCCUGCUGAGGAGCUUGUCCAAGCAAAGAAAAGUGUCACUAAACACAACAGUGACGGACAACUGAGAUCAUCUAAAGCCACAAGUUCGGAGGUAAUAUCUAAAGAAACAUCAAGUGCUGGGUUGAAUAUGUCAAAUGACAUGAUUGGAGAAAGUCUUGUUGCGAGAGUUGAGAAACAUAAUCAUGCCAAAAAUACUGGUGCUCAAAGAACAUUUACGGUGAUAAAACCUGACACAAAUAACACUGAUAGUAGAGAAAAACAUAGUGAAAGUUCUUGCAAUGAAUCACUCCUUGUAGCAAGUGCAACUCCUGAUCACACGGGUGAUGACCAGACCCAAAUCAAGACUAAACAUUCACCAAAGGAAUUCACCAAGAAACCUCUUGCCAGUAGCAUGGAUUUUGACUUCAGCCCAUCAACACCUGUUGAAUCUGGAGAUCAAAAGUUUCCUGUUCAUAUUGUUACCCAAGUUUGAGAAGGGCUUGUUUGUUCUUGUUUUUUGUUACAUGUACUUUUGUUUAUUUUGUUAUUGCAUGUACUAGUUAUUUUAGUUAUCUAUUACUCACACCAGUUUAUAAGUAUGGUCGCCAUCCAUCUGUAUGUCUAUUUAGAGACAGACAUUCUGGGAUAUAUUUUAUUUUUUUAGAAAAGAAAUUAACAUUUGAUUUAGUAUAACAGUUCUUUUAAGCAUUGUUCUAAAUCGCACAAAUUAUAUGUGUAUACAUGCCAUGACAGUUUUUUAAAGCAUCAGUAAAGUUAUUAAGCUGUUCUCUUGAUGAAGAAAAAAAAUCCUUUAUUUUCAUAGCCUUGACCAAGUUGUCAGCAUCUGUAUGCAAAAACUAAAACCUUAGCCCAAACUCACAAAACACUCAUCACCUGAAACCUAGUACAUGUUUAACAAGAAUUAAUACAUGUGUAGCAUGGUCCAUAACACUGGAUUAAAUAAUUAUUGAGAAAUUUGAGAAAAAUUCAACAGAAGAGCAUAAAAAAAAUAUGUAUCUAGUGUUUCUUUAUGAUUUAAAAUUGGCCCCAAAUUCAGCCCCAUUCAAAAUCCCCAAAAGUAUUCUUUUCUCACAAAAAUUAGACUAAAAAUUCACAAUCCAAAAAAUAUAUAUAUUAUUUUAUUUGUUCUUAUUUUUUUUUUAAAGUCAACAAGUACUGUUAUGUUUAUAUGCAAUCCUCCUCUUUUAAAAAUUUUCAAAAUCUGUGACCUAAAGUGCCUGUGUUUUUUUUCCUUGUUUGAAAUGUACUAACGUAUAUUCACAAUUUUAGACUUUUUGUCGGAAUUUAAACACUGGUAUCAGCUUUUAGUGGUCUUGUUGAACUUGGACUAAAAAUGUUUUUUGUAUAUUCACAGUUUUAUCGUAAAUAAUGAUUGUUAGACAUACUCGCAGUUUAAAUUGAAGCAACAGUUGUACCGACAGAAUUUACAAAAGUGGGUGGGUAACAUCAUUAUUUGUAUGUGAGGUGUCAACCAUGGUAAUCCAGUGGAUCACUUCGAAAUCUUUUGUAAUGAUUGUUGAUAGGACUAGCAUGGUUUUGAAACAAAGAGUCCCAUGUGAAAAUAAGUUUGUCCUAAAAUAUUCUGAUAGGACACAUCUAGAACGCUAUUUAAGGAAUGGGGUUUGUAGAAUAGCUUAUACAACAGCUUAUACUCGGGAGGUUUUGAUUGAAUAAAAAUAAAAUACAUAAACACAAGGUCAGAAUGGCAUAUUAUCAAUCUGUGACCAAUUACACAUACAAAGAGAUCAUUGUGAGUCAAUAUAUCUGAGAUCUUCUGGGCUUCUUCCCAUGCCACUCCUGCCUGGUAAAUUAACUUCAAAAGUUUGUGGCAUCUCACUGUCAACCAUGUGAAUUCUAUCAGCGGUAGGUAAAAUCUACAGCUUAAGACCCCUUUACCUCUCUACUAUCCCUACGUAAACUACCAUUUUAAAAAAAAGGCUUUAACUUUGCUUUUUAUGUGUCUGACAUGAUCCUGCCAUAAUCAGCGAUUGUAAGGCCAUUGUUUAUAUAACAUUCAUAAAAGUUUGACAACGAAUGGGUCAGGCACGAGGAAGGAAAUAUCGGCCCUGUCUACCAAUAGUGUGUAUACAGUGUUAACGUGAUGUACCGCAGUGAGUUCAAAGGCCUAGAUCAAUAAAACAGAAGUCGCUUAAUUGGUUCGCUGCUCUUGGAAAUCACGAGACAAUUUAGAGCUCACCUUUGAUUGCAGUGUAUUACAGUAAACUAAUACAUAUUCACUUAUUGACAAAUGACGUAUGUUUGUUAGUUUAUUUGUGAAAUGUUUAUGAUGAAAGAAUGUUUUGUAACCACAAAACCAUUUGUUAUCCUCUAUGUUAACUAACUUCUUUUCUUACAUCUAUGUUGUCUGAAAAUUUCAUAUUUAGCAAGAGAGCUUUUUCGUCGGAAACAAUUUUCAAAGUUGUUUUUUUCAACAAUCUGUUUUGAAGAAAUGAAUUUUCUUCAAGGACUGAAUUCUUAUGUCAUAUAGUUCCUAUUUCUAAAUGUUUGCAUAUUAAAAAUUGCUUUACCAAAGACCAGUAAAACUAAAACACAA
Mya arenaria is the source of this 4521-nucleotide messenger RNA. RefSeq lists its product as uncharacterized. The record is from RefSeq and is a predicted model, not a curated record. The transcript has 7 exons. Bases 259 to 2439 code for a protein of 726 amino acids. NCBI's taxonomy places the organism in Eukaryota, Metazoa, Mollusca, Bivalvia, Myida, Myidae. Gene Ontology annotation, molecular function: zinc ion binding.